AUGGAUUUGUAUUGGGACUUUUGUGCAGAGGAGACGAGAAUGAGCAGAAGCAGAGAUCAUCCCCCUGAGCCUCUUGAUUUCUUCAUCUGGACUGUUGAGGAUGUUGGAUCUUGGCUUGAGGAGAUAAAACUUGGGAGCUACCGUCUGAUUUUCAAAGAAAAUGGCGUCAAUGGAGAGUAUCUAGAAAGCAUGUCUGUCUUUACAACCGAACAGAUCCUUCAGUUCAUAAGGAGGCAUCACAUGAAAUGGGGAGAUUUCAUCACCCUCUGCAAAGAACUCAGAAGAAUCAAAGUUGCUUGCUUGAAAGGUGAGCAGAGAGUUCGACGGCCAUGGUGGGCGCCGUCUUGUCUAUCAGUAGUCUUUGUUAAGGCGGCUAAGCGCAACCGACAGUCUCGUGUUGUAUCUUUAAAGCUCGAAUCUUGACAAUUGAUAUUACACUUUGGAUGUUUAUGUACCUACUUGUCUCUCUUCUUUUCCUCUUCUUGGUUUGGGUUUUGUUUGUGGAGAUAAAAAGCCACAUGCGCAAGCACUAGGAAGAAAGAGCCAAAAUGCUGUUUGGCCUUUGGUAAAAUCUUGCAAGUAGGGGAAAAAACUUGCUUGCUCUCUAAAUGUUUACGCGUAUGGAUUGUGCAAUAUGUUGUUAUGCGACAGAUAAUUGUAUGACUAAUACGAAGUAGUAAUUU
This is a messenger RNA of Eruca vesicaria subsp. sativa (arugula), 683 nucleotides long. NCBI's taxonomy places the organism in Eukaryota, Viridiplantae, Streptophyta, Magnoliopsida, Brassicales, Brassicaceae. The record is from the annotation of a GenBank genome assembly.